GGCUCCCUGGGCCGCGGGCAGAGGCCGGAGCGCGCCCGCCAUGCCCGGGCUGCCCGCGCUGGGCGCCGGCCCCGACCCUGAGGAGAGCUACGACUUCCUCUUCAAGCUGGUGCUGAUCGGGGACGCCAGCGUGGGCAAGACCUGCCUGGUGCAGCGCUUCAAGACCGGGGCCUUCGCCGAGCGCCAGGGCAGCACCAUCGGCGUGGACUUCACCAUGAAGAGCCUGGAGAUCCAGGGCAAGCGGGUGAAGCUGCAGAUCUGGGACACGGCCGGCCAGGAGAGGUUCCGCACCAUCACGCAGAGUUACUAUCGCAGCGCCAACGGGGCCAUCCUGGCCUACGACAUCAGCAAGAGGGGCUCCUUCCUGUCCAUCCCUCGCUGGAUCGAGGAUGUCAGGAAGUACGCCGGCUCCAAUAUAGUGCAGUUACUGAUUGGGAACAAGUCUGACCUAAGUGACCUUCGCGAGGUUGGGCUGGAGGAGGCCCAGAGCUUGGCUGACCACUAUGACAACAUCAUCUGUGCCAUCGAGACCUCUGCCAAGGACUCCAGCAACGUGGAGGAGGCUUUUGUGAAGAUGGCCACGGAGCUCAUGCUGAGGCACGGCGGGCCCAUGUUCAGCGAGAAGAACACUGACAGCAUCAAGCUGGACAGCAAAGACGUUGUGGAAGGCUGGGGGUGUGGCUGCUGAUAAGAGCUAGGUGAUAUCCCUGACCUUCCCGGAAUUUAGAUGGUGCUUCACCCUAAUGCUGAGUAGCAUGGUAGCCAUACUCUCCUCCUGUGAAACCAGCAAUUUUGUAGAAGUUAGACACAAUCCUGUUUGCUUUGGUGUCUUAUUUUUAAAAAGGGACUUUUGAGAAGUAGUCCUGAAAGUCAAACCCUCUGAAAAACUUUGUUAACAUUUGUCCCCACCAUUUUAUUUCCCGUAACCUUCAUACAAGUUACGAAAAUGGCAGGAACGACUUUGAGGUGGUGAUGUGGGGUGGGGAGACAGAUGGCUGGGCAAGAGACAUGCAAAGCCAAAGCUGUGAAACAUUUCACACGGGACUUCUGGCAAAGGAUGUCCCUUUUGGAACAGGCAACCUUGACGGUGUCUCUUGAAAUCCUCAGCACUCCACUAGUGACCAAAAAGUCUUUGACAAAGGUAUUCCAAGUGUCAUAAUCCCCAGCAUUGUGAUUACAGGACCAAAUAGCAGGUGCCUGUCCUAGGGCAUAGACUGCUAGUUGCUGUGGAACAGGCCCAGGUGGGGGAGCCUUCUCUCAGGUUUUGUGAUGAUUUUAAGUUAUCGUUUUAACAGAAGCAAAAUCAGCCCAGGCAAUAUCACGACUUACAGUCGAGCAGGAUUGGACCAGGGUAGUUAUUUCAAUACAGCCUCGAGGAGAGGGUAGAUGCAUUUCAUUUGUUAUUGUUUGCACAGUGAUAGCUCCUUUUUCCUAGUGGGUAUCACUGAGGUUUUGCCCUCAGGUCUCAUCAUUUCAUUUCACAGUUCAAGACCUGCACCCUGGAAGCAGGAACUGGAGAAGCCUUGAGCUGACUGUAGCCACGACCUCUUGCCAUGUGCCUAAUUGUCAUUUACAGGGUUAAUUCUGGUCAUACCUCUGACAUUGUGUUACCAGAGUGUUCAUUGCUUAAGUGGCAGAAGUGGAUUUGGUUUUUGUAUUGGUUUUGUUUUUUAAACCAUCUCUUUAAAUACUAGAUGGGCAAGAAUAGCUCAGAGUAGCUGUAAACUGCCUGCAUUACAACUUCUUACCUGGAAGAAACCAGCGUCUUUUUGAGUGAUUCCCUCCCAACUUUGAACCCAAAUGUUUCCCUAUCACAAGUUACCAGUUGCUUUUCAUUUCAUGAAAACAUUCGUCAGGAAAAAUCUGUCAUUGUUGAUCAAAAGUCUACAUUAUUAAGUAAAAUUGAUUUCAUAAUCCAGCUACACCCAGUUCUUUCAGAUUUGGCUCUCAGUGGUAGGUGCAGCUGGAGUACUGAUGGCAGCAUCUCUGGGUUUACACUCAGGCACCUUCCAAAAAGGGAGCAGGAAGAUUUUUAACUCUGCUGGUAAAGCAGAGGUGUUCAGGGAUGGCAGGUGAUUUUUGCAGUCCUGAUUAUAUGAAGGAGCUCAUUUUCAGAAAGUACCCACUUCAAGUCAUCAUUUGUCUCUUUUGAAAAAUCCAGAUCAAAAAGGACUUGAAUUGUUUUGCUACUAGGGCUGCACCAGUUUAGCCAUUCAACAUAUCCAGUGUCAUGAAAAUCAGGAAGACUUAGGAAAGGGCUAAUGGAUACUAAUUUUAAUACUACUCAUCUUUCUGUAGAAAAUAUUAAACCAUUCUCUGGUCUUUCUGUUUUUUUAAACUAUGAAGUAGAUAACUGAGGAGUAACAUAUGCUUUGUAGCCUGCCUGUUUGCUUCUAAUCUGAGGGGUUAGUUUUCAGGUUUUACAGUUGCAAGAGUGAAAGGGCCUUACCUUUUUCAAUUGGCAUAGUUUUCACAAUUCUAAUAUUUUCUGUGGAAGAGCAGGCUGAGCUGCUGUAUUUGGUAGUAUUUUUGGAUAGUUUUCCAGGACUUUCCCAUCUCUCCUACAUCCAAAGAUAACAGGCAAUAAAUUGUCCAGCUAGGCACUGAAAAUGAGAAUUGUCCAAAGUCUGGAUUUGUCAGUGUACUCCCAAUAUCCUGCUCUCAGGAAAACCUAUGAAGACAGUCCAAGCUAAAGCUCAGUGCUGGUGAGUGCUCUUCCUCCUGGUUAGAUGGUCCCUGAGAUACAGAAUACUUGGAAGCAUCUGACCUUGUCAUGCCACGUUACAGUUUACAUGUGUGGGUCAUAGUCCUGCAGUGCUGUGUGUGUGAACACGGACCCCCAGAUAGGCUCAGCCUCCCACUAUUUGCAGGGUUAGUGCCAAAUUAUUUAAUGCUGAUAUAAAUUCACAGGCAUUUAAGAACAGUGUUGCUGCUACUCAGACUGAAAUCCACAGUUUACACAGUAACUCAUGGAGAACUGGAACAAGGUGCAAAAUGAACUCAAAUCCUGCUUCCAGUGCAGUCAAUGAUUGUCUAUUUACAGUACAUGAAGAGAUGAGGAGUUACUGAUCCAUUUCUUAGUUUGGAGGUUUGUUUAGUAAAUAAGUGGAAUUAGCCCAGGCACUACACUUCUCCUUACAAUUUGCCUGGAGGUUUCUCUUAAACAACCCUUGAAGGUUGAGUCUCUGUCUGCAGGUUGGUCUGGUUCAGUCACAAAACGUGCAGUGCAGCAGCAGGGACUUGUUUGCUGUUUUCAUUUUCCGAUGAAGGCACCAAUUCUGAUUAGUUUGCAUUUUGCUAUAGAAAACUAAGACUGGCUUGAAAUCAGUUUUGUCUUUUAACUGCUGGCUCCUCUGUGUUGUAACAAGUGUAAUACAAGUUUGCAUGCCCUGCUGACCGAGCACAAGGGAACAAAGAACUGGACUGAAGGUUUAUUUUCACCUGGGGGCAGCUCAGAGUGACGGUGCUCGGGCUGGGAGCAGCUCAGGUUUAGUUUGAGAACCAAACCUUUUCUCUGUCCUCUUCAGUAGCACAGCACUCACCACACUGAGAGCUUCUUGACCAACAGUAAGUGUGACUUGGAGCUUUCCACUGCCCUGCUGAAGACUUUCCUAACCCUGUGACUCACAGCCAGCUGUGUAAUUCAUUAGGAGGACAGUGCUGUUGGUUUAGUUCCCCUAAUCCUAUUGAAACCAAAAGGGUACCUGGGAGAAGAGAGCAGCAAGAAACCUGUGAUUUACGGGUAAAAUCCUGAGGUUCAGAUCUUGGCUUACAAAUGUGCACUGAUGUACAUCAAGUGAAUAAUUCAGCAGUGCAUGUUCAGAGUUCACAGCACAAACAUUUGCCAAGAAACCUGUUUACUGGCAGUUGAAUAUUAACAAAACUAUGGUGCAGUAAUUGCUUUUAAGCAGAUCUCCUUGGCUGACCAUGUGUUUGCAUUAGUAUUUAUCAUUUAUUUUUGGCAGUGCAAAAAUGUUACAAAAGCACAGAAGGGGACGUUGAUCCCUGCCUUGUAACACUUGGGAGUGGAAUGCAGAGGCAAACACUGGAAUGAAAUCAUCAGCACAGUGGUUCCCAGGAACGGGGGCUUUGGUACCCUUUGUAUUUUUGUUUUAAGCAAAUUUCAUCUCCAGUUACUCAUCCAGUCCAUCAUCACAGAUGGAACUUGUAUAAAUAUUUGGAGUUUUGUAAAUACAAAACCAAAUAAAUGUCAGCCUAGAAACCUGUUAACAUUGCCUUGCAAAACAAAAUUUGAAAAAAAAAAUGAAAAUACUUAAGAUCAGAGGAAAUUUCCUAAUGAUUUUAUCCCUCUCACUGGACUGGAAAGCAGGUGAUUUUGGGAGGUAACAUUGCAAACUAAA
Messenger RNA from Empidonax traillii (willow flycatcher), 4361 nucleotides. It is a transcript of the gene RAB43, whose product is annotated as RAB43, member RAS oncogene family. The transcript has 3 exons. Gene Ontology annotation, molecular function: GTPase activity; GTP binding. Bases 41 to 688 code for a protein of 215 amino acids. The record is from RefSeq and is a predicted model, not a curated record. Gene Ontology annotation, biological process: regulation of exocytosis; protein secretion. NCBI's taxonomy places the organism in Eukaryota, Metazoa, Chordata, Aves, Passeriformes, Tyrannidae.